AUGGUUGAAAUUUUUCACCAUCCGGAGGAGAAAGUUUUCAAGACAACAUUUAUCUCAAAAACAUCUCUGUUCUAUCUCAUAACAUCGUUUAUUCUUUUCGUUGGACCGGUUAUUAUUUUAUCUUACCUGAAAAACAUAUGGCCGUUCUACAAAUACAUCCCUGUGAAUAUAGGUCCAUGUAUUCCUGAAAUAAACCAUGCAUUCAUCUGGAUACCUACAGUUGAUCAGUAUAAUCAAGUUGACUUCAAAAUGUGGUCAGGAUCAGAUAAUGUACUGAACACAGUGAGAAGCAAUAUGCUUCCUGGAUCAUUCAACUAUUUCACUCAUGAAAGUUUUAUUCCUUUCCCAGCCAGAGAUGCUGGAAAGUCAGUGCCAAAAGCUAUUGAAAUUUCUGUCACUCUGAAUAACAUUGUUAACUUCAGCGUAAUGGGUGCACGUCUAUUUAUCCCAAUAACAUGCAGUCUAAAAAUUUCCUCACGGUGGAAAGAUACAUUUGCCUUAAAUUUGACUGGAUUAGUAUGGAAUGAAUAUCUUUCAAUGACGCCAAUUAAUAAUUUAUUCAUUCAAAGUGAAUUAGUUAUCAAACAAACACAAGCGUUGAGAUUGCACGGGAUAGAUCCAAUAGAAAGAGCAAAUUAUAGAAGAACACUAGUCAGUGCGAAUAUUAUACGUUAUAACACUAUAACAUAUGAACUAGACAAUAUCAUGUACGACAUAAUGGACAGGAAUUUAACUAUUCAUCUUGGAAAGGUUCGUCAUCUGGCAAGUAUGGACAAAACAAACUCUCCAGGAUCAUUUAGUAUCGAUUUAAUGAUUCAUCUUUCAGAGAAAGAGAUCUUAUUUGAAACUGCCUUUAUUAAUAAAAUAAAAUGGGUAUAUAUAUUUUAUAUUGGUAUAUGGAUAAUAUUUUUAUGGCCAAUCAGUUGGUUAAAACGUGUUGUAUUUGAAAAACGCUUAAUCUCUGAUAAUAUUAUGGAAUUUGUUAAACCUCCGCCAAAUGUUCAUUUAAACAAAAAUAUUAAUGAAUGGUAACAUUCAAGUGAUCAAUUGUCAACAUUGCAAAUUAUGUUUUCAUAAUAAACUGUAACUUGUAUGAACUGUUUUCUAAAAAUAUGUACA
Molecule: messenger RNA, 1119 nt
Organism: Trichobilharzia szidati
Lineage: Eukaryota; Metazoa; Platyhelminthes; Trematoda; Strigeidida; Schistosomatidae
Source: the annotation of a GenBank genome assembly